AGCAAAAACAAUUAGCACUGACUGAUUCAAAUUUGAAGAAUUCUCUGCUGCUCUCUCUAACAAAUUUAACUCCAAACAUUGAAAGACUGGCAAAAUCAAAACAGACUCAAAAGUCUCAUUAAAAGUUUUAAGCCAUGUGGCGAACUGCAGCAAUUGUUGGGGUGACAAGUGCCUUGUGGGCAGCUGGAAAGAAUGGACUGUCAAUUGGAGGGUUCUCACUGCCUCAACUGAGCAGUCUGCAGUUGGCAUCUGUAGCUGCAGGUAUCUACAUCACCACUGGUGGCUACCACACUCUCUGGCUUGCGUACAUGACUCUCCCCAGAGAUCUCAUUGCAGGGUACAGGUAUUUCAAAAUAAUGGCCAAACUCAAGUGGGCCCUCUACUGUAAUACCAACCUCCCAAAAGUGUUCAUGGAAAAUGUUAGGAGGAAUCCUAAUAAGGUUGCACUCAUAUUUGAAGGACAAGAAUGGACAUUUGCUCAGAUUGAUGAAUAUAGCAACCGUGUUGGCAACUUCUUGGUGGAACAAGGCUACAAACAUGGUGACACUGUGGCUUUGUUUAUGCAGAACUGUCCAGAGUAUGUGUGUAUCUGGCUUGGAUGUGCUAAGGUGGGACUUGUUCCAGCUCUAAUAAACUUCAACUUGCGACUUGUUCCUUUGAAACACUCAGUCCAGAUUGUUGAUUCAAAGGCCAUUAUUUGUGGAGAAGACUUGCAGGAAGCUGUUGAUGCAGUCAAGGAUGAGUUAAGCUUUCCAAUGUAUGUGUCUGGCUGUGGUAAUGCAACACUCACCUUAAAGGGGGCCAAGAACUUAGAUCCUCUGCUGAGUGCCUCCAAUCCUACUCCUCCACCACAGAUAGACUCAGUUUCUGCCAGGGAUAAGCUGAUCUACAUCUAUACUUCUGGAACAACAGGACUACCCAAGGCUGCUAUCAUCAAACAUUACAGGUACAUGUUCUUCUGUACUGCUGUUCACUUCAUGGCUGGACUGAGAGAUGAUGAUGUGCUCUACAACCCACUUCCUCUUUAUCAUUCUGCUGGUGGUAUGGUUGGUAUUGGACAGGUGUUGGUGUUCAGCAAUACUGCAGUGAUCCGUCGCAAGUUCUCUGCAUCUCAGUAUUGGGUUGAAGCCAAGAAAUAUGGAUGUACAGUUGCCCAGUAUGUAGGAGAGAUCUGUCGUUAUCUCCUCAAUACACCACCAAUGCCUGAGGACACUCAACAUAAGGUGAGAGUGAUGUUUGGUAAUGGUGUGAGACCUCAGAUCUGGGAACAGUUUACUGCCAGAUUCAAUAACCCUUGUAUUGCUGAGUUUUAUGGAGCUACAGAGAGUAUAUCAAAUAUUAUAAACAUCGAGGGGAAGCCGGGUGCUUGUGGCUUUGUGUCAUUGCUUUUCCGACAUGCUGUGCCUGUCUACUUGAUCAAGAUCGAUGAGGAAACUGGUGAACCUGUCCGAAACAAGAAUGGGCUCUGUAUUUUAUGUGAACCUGGUGAAGCUGGGGAGUUUGUGGGAGUGAUCAAAAGAAAUGAUCCAAUUCGUGACUUUCAUGGUUAUGCUGACAAGAAGGCGACAGAGAAGAAGAUUGUGAAGGAUGUAAUGAAGAAAGGUGACACAGCUUUCAGAUCUGGUGAUAUUCUUGUUAUGGAUGAAUUAGGCUACAUGUACUUUAAAGACCGUACAGGUGACACUUUCCGCUGGCGUGGUGAAAAUGUUUCCUCAACAGAGGUUGAGGGAGUUGUCUCCAAAGUUGCUGGAAAUAAAGAUGCUGUUGUGUAUGGAGUAGAGGUGCCAGGGGCUGAAGGUCGAGCUGGGAUGGCAGCAAUUGUUGAUCCAGAGGAUGAACUUAACUUGAAAGCAUUUACAGAGGGAUUGACAAAGUCCUUACCACACUAUGCCCGUCCACUCUUCCUUAGAAUACUUAAGGAAAUUGACGUUACAGGUACUUUCAAACUGAAGAAGUUAGCCCUCCAAAAAGAAGGCUUCAAUCCAAGCACCAUUAAAGAUAAACUGUUUUACUUGGACAAUAAGCUAGGGGGCUAUGUGGAACUUACUGACAACCUCUUCAACAAAAUAGACAGUGGAAGAGCUGGUUUGUAAUUUCAGUACACACCAAGAAAUGUUGUGUCUUGUUUCUGAAAUCAAAUAAGAAAUGUGUUUCUAUAUUCUUCAUUUAUGACAACUUCAUCUUUUAUUAUAUUUUUUCUUUCCUGUGCUUUACAACUCUUCUAGAUGUUGGUUGUCACCCCACCUGUAUUUUAUUGAAAAUACUGUAGCAUAAAAAUCUAAAAAUUUUAUGGUUGUUGACUUUAUAGAUUUUACUGCUGGUUGCCUUAUUUUGCAUUAAAGUCAAAUUUUGUAUCAUGAACUGUUAAAGUUUGUACCAUAAGCUGUUAAAAUUUGUACCUGUACUAUGAAUUGUUGAAGUUUGUACCAUGAACUGUUAAAGCUUUUAAUGGUAAACAGAAACUCCAGUUCUGUAUAAAUGUAUUUGAUGAGAUAUGAUAUAUUAGUUUAUAGAUACUUCUUUUAGAAUUACCAUACUCACAUCACAGUGUCUUAUUACUUCAAGUACCAAAAUACUACAUGCUGCAUUCUUGUAUGAAAAUAUUGUACAGUACAGUAUAUCAGUAUAUAGUCAUGUGCAAGUGUGCUCUAUGUAUGUUGCUGUGAUUGUGUGUGUGUGAGAGAGUUCAUAUUUGAGUACCAAUUUGUUUAUGCAUGUUAUUACGGUAGAACGUUGAUAUAACAUGAAAUACGUUCCAAGAGAGGUCGCUUUAAACCGACUUCGCACUAAAUCGAAGUGUUGUUUCAAUGGAAUAAUUUAGUUUGGUACUUGAGAGAAACACAAAAUACUAAAAAAGACUGAGAGUCUACCCAGA
Molecule: messenger RNA, 2875 nt
Organism: Homarus americanus (American lobster)
Lineage: Eukaryota; Metazoa; Arthropoda; Malacostraca; Decapoda; Nephropidae
Product: long-chain fatty acid transport protein 4-like
Exons: 16
Coding region: 135-2093 (652 amino acids)
Biological process (GO): triglyceride homeostasis
Cellular component (GO): endoplasmic reticulum
Molecular function (GO): long-chain fatty acid transmembrane transporter activity; long-chain fatty acid-CoA ligase activity
Source: RefSeq, a predicted model, not a curated record